Molecule: messenger RNA, 2340 nt
Organism: Galdieria sulphuraria
Lineage: Eukaryota; Rhodophyta; Bangiophyceae; Galdieriales; Galdieriaceae
Product: glucoamylase
Exons: 12
Coding region: 26-2308 (760 amino acids)
Biological process (GO): carbohydrate metabolic process
Molecular function (GO): hydrolase activity, hydrolyzing O-glycosyl compounds
Source: RefSeq, a predicted model, not a curated record
AAUCUUGCAUUCCUGAUUCCGAGAGAUGGAGAACUGCUCAUAUUAUAAGCAUGUUCUCGUGCUUAUUUGUGUCUUUCAAGUAGUUGGUUUCAUACACGGUAUUGCUCACUGUAGUGUUGAAGAUGCCACGACAGAUCCGAAGCAGUUCCCAAAGUCAGAGGCGUUGCCUGGCAUGCAGAUUUCCAACUGGAAGAACAUGAUCCUUACCUGGGCUUCAACUACGGACUGUCGAAAUGGUCCGAUUGCACGUGUAGCAGGCCCAAACAGUUGGAGAAUAAGCGACGAUUGGUCACAGACGCUUAUCAACUUUGACACUUUUGCAGUUCGCUAUGGAUCUUCGUUAAAUACUUUGGAUCACUUUCUAACAGAUCCGAAGCUCUGGAAGGGUUCUGAGCUAGUUGGAAAGUCUGGCAUGAUCUGCUCAUCAAAAGGAGAAUUUUCGGCUACUUAUGAUAUGUAUGAUACGGAGCUGUUGCCGUUUCAAGUCACCACGAGUUUCUUUGUACCCGUUGAAGAACAAUUUUAUUUGAAGAAAAUAACUGUUACCAAUCAAAGUCCUUCCAAACUGUAUCUCAAAGUAUUAAGUAUUUUGGAGAAUGGUCUGAAGGGCAGCGAUUUUGGUCCUCUAAGCUGUCCUGUACAAGCAAGGCAAUCAAAUGAUAGCACAUUCUUUCAUAUUGAUAUGGAGAAAUGUGGAUCUUUUCAUAUCGGUGGUGGCGAGUUUUUGGAAAGUAAGAAUUUUAGGACAUCCACUCAGGUUGGACCAGCCACAGGAAACAAGUCUGCAUUUUCUGUUUUCCAGUUGUAUUCUGACGGAAACGGUGUUUCUUAUAUUACAGAAGACGUUCAUGUUCAGGCAGCUUCGGUGUUUCUGCUAGAAUUGAACGCAAACGAGAGCAAGUCAGUAUACAGUUUUCGAGCUGCAGCAUCGGAUGAAAGGAAUCUUUGGAAUGUUAUGAAAAAAGCUUGUGAGAAGAGCGCACAAGAAUGGAUAGUCUACACUGCGAAGUCUUAUGAGACAUGGCUUCAAAGCGGCAUUAGACCGAAUAUUUGUUCUGAGCCCGGAGAUGGCUUCGAGAAGGAAAACAGUUGUUUGGAUUCCGAUGCUGAAGAAUUGUUUACAAAGUCUCUCAUUUUGUUGAAAAAUAGUCAAAAUCCAACUCUAGGUUUAUUCGCUUCUAGUUUCCAUACUUUAUAUGGUUGGAAGGCCUGGAUGCGAGAUUGCAGCUUACAAGCCAUCAUUUUGGGUGAAGCUGGUUACCUGGAAGAGGAGCGGAAAUUUUUAGAGUGGGCUAGUUUUGCAGAAUUGCGUUCAGAGUGGAGUGGUGGAGGUUUCCAUAGUACAUAUAGUUCAUGGACUGGUGACGUUCAUGAUUUUGUGGAACCACAAUACGAUGCCUCAGCAUUGUAUUUGUUAGCUUUGUCGCAUUACAGCUUCAAAUCCAAUGAUUACAGUUUAUGGUAUGGACAAAAUGGAAAUUCAAGAGCAGAUAUGAUCGAGCAGCUUCUUCUUCGGAGAGAUUACCAAAGAUUGUGGGCACCGGACUUUUCCAUUUGGGAGGAGUCCUCGGAUCCUGUUACUGGAGAAAAGUUGCCCAGAAAGUAUUAUUCCUUCACUCAGUCUGCUGCAUUUGGGGCUUUGAUGGCUGCAGCGAAAUGUAGACGAAAACAGAAAAAUUUUCAGCGGGCAGAGCAGUUAGAGGAACGUGCUCGCGAACUGAGUGAAAGCUUGGAAAGAAUAUUUUGGCAAGAAGAAGAAGGACAUUAUCUUCGGAGUAUUGAGGAUGGUUCACGUAUGUGGCUUCCAGACCCUUAUGCUGCAGAUGGUCGUAUCGAUAGUUCGAGUUUGGGAUUAUUGCUUUUUGAUGUUGUAAAGAAUGAAAGUCGCCGAAUAGAACAUUUACGCAACGUCCAGUCGAAGCUCAGCCGUCGCAAGUGGGGUAUCGCCCGAUAUGAUGACGAUCAUUAUUUCUAUGACGGCAUCUUUUCGCCUUGUGGGUGUGAAGCUCGGAAUGCUUCACCACCUUGGGGCGUUACCACUAUGUUCACUGCGAUGAGUGAAUGGACGCAUAUAGAACAAAAUGCAAGUUUCGCCAAAAACGUUUAUGGGAGGCUUCAAUGGAUGGUUGAACACAGUGCCUAUGGAAUGAUGCCGGUUGGUGAGGCGAAUGAUGGUGUUACUGGAUUGUUUGUUUCUGCAUCGACACCUGACUUAUAUGAAUAUGCCGGAAUGUAUGUCUGGACUGUCUUAUUCGUGCAAGGGAAAGCUUGGUCAAUGAGUCCACUAAGUUGGGAUCGAAAUGAGUAGCCCUGAAGUCUAGUUAGGACUCCUGUUCAAUC